Molecule: messenger RNA, 1340 nt
Organism: Schistosoma turkestanicum
Lineage: Eukaryota; Metazoa; Platyhelminthes; Trematoda; Strigeidida; Schistosomatidae
Source: the annotation of a GenBank genome assembly
GAUUAACAGCAUUUAUAUUGAUUGUUUAAAUAGAUGGGUUCAUUGAAAUGUUUUAUCUUAGGAUUUCAAGAAUUUCUUACAACACCUCUACGUUUAUGGAGAAUGCAUUAUCAUUUAACACAAUUCACAUCAAAUAAUGUACAUAAUACUAAAAUUCAUGAACACCAACGUGAAAGACAAAAACGUUUACAAAUUCGAAUUCCCAGUUCAGAUAGAUUAACAAAUAUUGCAUCACAAAUUGAACAUUAUUCUUCUUCGUAUUAUUCGUCAAGUGUUGAAAAGUUAUCGAAAUCCAAUAUUGAUUCAGGUAUUUCACCUUCGAAUUUAUCACCAUCUUCAUUACCAUCAUCACCAGAAUUGUCGUCGUCAUCAUCGUCAACAACAACAACAUCUCAAAUAAAACGCUCAUCAUCAGAUUCAUUGGGUUUAUUGGAACCAUUAGCACGAGUGUGGUUGAUCAAUGUAGGAUUAAUAUUGGUAUUAGCCAUAGUCUUGUAUAUCUUUUCAUUGAUUCCAUUGAACCCAUCACUUGUCUUAUGGUUCAAGUCUUCACGUGUCUGUCAAUUCGUUCACCGAUUAUGUUCAUGCAGUGUGCAUAUAGCAUUGCUCUUAUUUAUGGAAUUAGUUAAUCUUUUAUAUUUAAAAGUAAGUACAACAUUUGAAGGUUUUCUAAGUCGAAUUAUUGAUAAUUGGACAUAUUUCUUUGGUUAUGGUCUACCACUUGGUUGUGCAUCAAUUAUAUUUCCACAUUUUAUUGGUUGGGGCGGUGUUAUUCUAGCCAUUGGUUAUCCACUUCUUGUUAUUGGUGCAUUAGGCAGUAGUAGUUGUUUGCAUCCAUUCGAUAUGAUGAAUAUGAAUUUAAAAAAUGAAUGGAAAUUAUUUCGUUUAUUGCGUUAUUGUUUAAUGAUUUCACUUCGACCAGCAUUAUGGAUAUCGAAUUUAGUUGUACAAACUACAGCAUGGUUAGUUUAUCAAUUUUGGUUUCGACAAAACUAUUCACUUCAUGUUGAUUGAUAAUAACCUAAUGCUGGUAAUAAUAUUGAACGUUGACAAUGAUAAAAUAGAUUUGCCCUUGAAACAAUGAAUAGAUCAUAUGUUUCAUGUAUACAACAAUGAUUGCGUUCAAGGUCAUUUAUUUCAAUGUUCAAAGUUUCGUUCAUUCAUUCAUUCGUUUAAUAAUGAGAGAAUAUGUUUGGUUUGGAAAUUUUCAAUGUGAAAACCUGGGAAUGAAUACCAGAUUGACAUAUAUAUAUAUUGACUUUUAUCUAUUUUCUAAUCCCAUUUAGAAUUUCAUUUUUUAUUUAUUUUUUGGUUCUCAGAUAAUAAUAAUAAUAAUGAUA